Molecule: messenger RNA, 4632 nt
Organism: Ochotona princeps (American pika)
Lineage: Eukaryota; Metazoa; Chordata; Mammalia; Lagomorpha; Ochotonidae
Gene: PRX
Product: periaxin
Exons: 6
Coding region: 176-4471 (1431 amino acids)
Biological process (GO): peripheral nervous system myelin maintenance; regulation of RNA splicing
Cellular component (GO): nucleus; cytoplasm
Molecular function (GO): protein binding
Source: RefSeq, a predicted model, not a curated record
GACCCAGGAGGCACACGGAGCCAGAAGGAGUGAGCCCCAGACAGCAAGACCCCAGAGGAAGGGCGCUAGACCAGCAGACAGCUGCGUGGCCCCUCCGGCUGGGCUCCUGCUGGGAGGGAGUGCCUGUGCCAGGGCAGCGGCCCAGAGGCAGUUGCUCCAUGCAGAAUUGAAGUUGAUGCUGCAGCAGAAGCGGGAGCGCGAGCAGCAGCCGAAGGCACAGGAAACUUCCAGGGGUGCCAUGGAGGCCAGGAGCCGGAGUGCCGAGGAGCUGAGGCGGACGGAGCUGGUAGAGAUCAUUGUGGAGACGGAGGCGCAGACCGGAGUCAGCGGCAUCAACGUGGCGGGAGGCGGCAAAGAAGGCCUCUUCGUUCGAGAGCUGCGCGAGGACUCGCCGGCCGCACGGAGCCUCAGCCUGCAGGAAGGGGACCAGCUGCUGAGCGCCCGCGUGUUCUUUGAAAAUGUCAAGUAUGAGGAUGCGCUGCGCCUGCUCCAAUGCGCCGAGCCUUACAAGGUCUCCUUCUGCCUGAAGCGCACUGUGCCCACCGGGGACCUGGCGCUGCGGCCCGGCACCGUGGCCGGUUACGAGAUCAAGGGCCCGCGGGCCAAGGUGGCCAAGCUGAACAUCCAGAGUCUCUCCCCUGUGAAGAAGAAGAAGAUGAUGAUGAUGCCUGGGGUCCUUGGGUCCCCCACAGAUCUGGCCCCUGUUGACGUCGAGUUCUCCUUCCCCAAGUUCUCCCGCCUGCGCCGGGGUCUCAAAGCCGAGACCCUCGAGGGGCCCGUCCCUGCUGCCCCUACCCGCCGACGCCUCCAGCUGCCUCGGCUACGUGUGCGGGAAGUGGCCCAGGGAGCCCAGGCAGCUCGACUGGCUGCCGCAGCCCCUCCCCCCAGAAAGGUCAAGGUGGAGGCUGAGGAGGGGGCAGCAGGAGCCCGUUUUGCCGCCCCCCAGGUGGAGUUGGUUGUGCCCCAGUUGCCAGGUGCCGAUGCGAGUGUGCCACAAGCCCCAGCUCCCAAAGGGGUCCCCUCAGCAGAAGUGGCCAGCAGCUUUACCCUCCUUCCAGCCUUCGGCUUGGGAGCCCUGGCUGCACCUGCCGUAGAGGCCCCUCCUGCAGGGAUCCAGCUUCCCCAGGUAGAGCUGCCUGCCUUGCCCUCCCUGCCCACUCUGCCCACACUUCCUUGCCUAGAGGCCCGGGAAGGGGCCGCGGCAGUGACCGUGCCCAUCCUGGAUGUGGCAGCACCUGCUGUGGGUGUGGACCUGGCCUUGCCGGGUGCAGAGGUGGAGGCACGGGCAGAGGUGCCUGAGGUGGCUCUGAAGAUGCCCCGCCUCAGCUUCCCCCGCUUCGGGGCUCGAGCAAAGGACACUGUUGAGGCCAAGGCGGCCAAGGGCAGCCCAGAGGCCAAGGCCAAGGGGCCCAGACUUCGAAUGCCCACUUUUGGGCUUUCCCUCCUGGAGUCCCGGGCCGCUGCCAUAGCCACACCAGAAACCACUACAGAAAGUAAGCUAAAGCCGCCAACCAUCAAGAUGCCUGCCUUUGGCAUCGGGGUGUUGGGGCCUGAGGUCAAGGGGCCCAAGGGGGCAGAAGUGAAACUCCCCAAAGCUCCUGAUGUCAAGCUCCCCAAAAUGCCUGAGGUGACUGUGCCUGAGGUGCGGCUUCCGGAAGUACAGCUGCCCAAAGUCCCUGAGAUGAAGCUACCCAAGGUGCCUGAGGUGGCCGUGCCUGAUGUGCAACUCCCCGAGGUGCAACUGCCCAAAGUUUGCGAGAUGAAAUUUCCAGAAGUGAAAUUGCCCAAGGUGCCCGAGAUGGCCGUGCCCGACGUGCACCUUCCAGAGGUGCAGCUGCCAAAGGUUCCAGAAAUGAAGCUCCCCAAGGUGCCCGAGAUGGCCGUGCCCGACGUGCACCUGCCACAGGUAGAGUUGCCAAAAGUUCCAGAAAUGAAGCUCCCCAAGGUGCCCGAGAUGGCCGUGCCCGACAUGCACCUGCCACAGGUACAGCUGCCGAAGGUUACAGAAAUGAAACUUCCAGAAAUGAAGCUCCCCAAGGUGCCUGAGAUGGCUGUGCCAGACGUGCACCUCCCGGAGGUUCAGCUACCGAAAGUCUCUGAGAUGAAGCUUCCAGAAAUAAAGCUCCCCAAGGUCUCCGAGAUGGCUGUACCUGAUGUACGACUCCCAGAAGUGCAGCUGCCCAAAGUUUCAGAAAUGAAACUUCCAGAAAUGAAGCUUCCGGAAAUGAAGCUCCCCAAGGUGCCCGAGAUGGCUGUGCCAGACGUGCACCUCCCGGAGGUACAGCUACCGAAAGUCUCUGAGAUGAAGCUUCCAGAAAUGAAACUCCCCAAGGUGCCUGAGAUAGCCGUGCCCGAUGUGCGGCUCCCGGAGGUGCAACUGCCGAAGGUGUCAGAGAUUCGACUGCCAGAGCUCCAGGUGCCCAAGGUCCCUGAGGUGUGUCUCCCUGAGGUCCCAGAGCUGAAGCUGCCUCAGCCCCCAGAGGUACAGCUGACAGUUGCCAGGCCAGAGCAGGCUGAAGGGAUAGAGUUUGGCUUCAAGAUGCCCAAGAUGACCAUGCCUAAGCUAGGGAGGGCAGAGUCUCCAACUCUGCGAGGCAAGCUGGGUGAGGCAGGUGCCCAGGGUCCAGGGAAACUGCUGCCGCUGCCCUGUCUGCAGCCAGAGGAGGGGGGCGAGGCCCGUGCAGGGGCCCCCUCGCUCACUCUGCCCUCGGUGGAGCUGCGCCUGCCGGGGGCCCUCAGUUUGGAGACGUCUAUCCAAGCUGCCGGAGCCAAGCCGGCAGAGGGCGCCGCAGGAGCGGCCGGGGCCGGCGAGGUGGGCUUCCGGGUGCCCUCUGUUGAGCUGGUUGCUCCGCAGCUGCCUGUCACAGCAGCCCAGGUGGAAGAGCGGCAGCCAGGGACCCCAGAGAUGAAAGGCAGGUCCUCCUCCAGGUUCUCCUUGCCUAAGUUUGGACUCUCGGGGACCAAGGUGGCCAAGGCAGAGGUUGAGAGGGCCGGGCGAGCCAGCAAGCUGAAGGCGUCCAAGUUCGCCAUCUCGCUCUCCAAGGCCAAGGCGGGGACGGAGUCGGAGACCAAAGGAGACGGGGAGGCAAGCCUGCUGCCCGCCCUCGACCUGUCCAUCCCACAGCUUGGGCUGGAUGCCCGUCUGCCAGCGGGCAAGGCGGAGGGGGCAGGGCCUGACGGCAAGCUCAAAGGGCCUAGGUUUGCUCUGCCCAAAUUUGGGGUCAGAGGCCGGGACACAGAGGCAGGGGAGCUGGCACCAGGCGGGGCAGAGCUGGAGGUCAAGGGCUGGGGCUGGGAUGGGAAGGUGAAGAUGCCCAAGCUGAGGAUGCCAUCCUUUGGGCUGGCUCGAGGUCGGGAGGUUGAGGCUCAGGCUGCACGUGGCAGCCCCGGGGAGAAGCUGGAGACCAUCACAGGACAGCUGAAGAUCCCAGAGGUGGAGCUGCUUACGCUGGGGGCCCAGGAGGCAGGAGGGGCAGCUGCUGUCAGUGGGACACAGGUGCCUACCAUCAAACAAGCAGUCCCUGAAAGCCACCAGGGCGAGAUGAGAAUGCCCCCACUGAGCAUCUCACUGCCCCAGGUUGAGCUGACCGGUUUUGGGGAGGUGGGUACCCCGGGGCAACAGGCUGAGGGUAAAGUCCCUGUAGACCAGGACACCGCAGGCUACAAGAUCCAGGGGCCCCUGGCGCUGCCUAGGGCCCAGGCAACAGGAGGCGAGCUAUUGGUGGGCGAGGGCAUCUUCAAGAUGCCCGCUGUGUCCGUGCCCCAGCUUGAGCUGGACAUGGGGAUGGGUCAUGAGGCACAGGCUGGGGAGGUAGCCACGGGUGAGGGUGGCCUGAGGCUAAAAUCGCCCACCCUAGGGACCGGAAUUGAGGCUGGGGGACAGGGCUCUGAGGACCAGGCCCCAGGGGCUGAGCGCACCUUCCGCCUUUUACUGCCUGAUGUGGAACUCUCACCGCCAGCUGUGGGCAGCCACGCCGAGUAUCAAGUGACAGAGGGCGACGGGGAGACAGGCCACAAGCUCAAGGUGCGGCUGCCCAAGUUGGGCCUGACCAGAGCCAGGGAGGGGGCGGAGGAGGGCGAAAAAACCAAGAGUCCCAAACUCAGGCUGCCCCGUGUGGGGUUCAGCCAAAGCGAGCCGGCUGGAAAGGAGGGCUCACCCAGCCCGAAAGAGGAGGAAGAGGAGGAGGAGGGGCGCCAGGGCCGGGGGCGGGUCCGCUUGCCCCGAGUUGGCCUGGUGUCCCCUUCCAAGGCCUCUAGGGGGCAGGAAGGCGAAGUGGCCGCCAAGUCUCCUGUAGGGGAGAAGUCACCCAAGUUUCGAUUCCCCAGGGUGUCCCUAAGCCCUAAGGCCCGGAGCGGGAGUGGGGAGCAGGAAGAGGGUGGAUUCCGAGUCCGUCUGCCCAGUGUGGGGUUUUCCGAGGUGGGGGCUCCGGGCCCCACCCGACUGGAGGGGGCUCAGGCUGCCGCUGUCUGAAACCCUGGCACCCCAGCCUCCUGUGCUAUCACCUCCUAUCCCCAUCCCUAUUUGUGUGUGGUUAACUAGCACUAACUCCAAGAGGGUUGGGCAGGAAGCCCGUGCCCAUCUGCCUGGCAGGUGCCUGUGUGUUGAGCUGGGGCAUGUGAAUAAAAUAAUCA